AGGUGGGUGGAAAACAUCGUCAUUUUGUUUUUCCGCCAAAACCUACAGCGAUUCAUCAUUCAAUCCUGAAUGCUCUCUACGCUUUCAAUUAAAAUAUUGAUCAUAUAUCAUCAUCUCUUCCUCUAAACUCGCCGUCGUUUAAGCUUUCCGGCGGACUUCUCCGGUUGCAGGUGACAUCUAUUGGCAAUGCCUUCGUCUAUGUUUUCUAUGCGUGCCUCCCAUGGCACCACGUUAGCUCCUGAACAAAGCACGAUCUUCCGUGAUUCAAUGUACAAUAAGCCAAAUUUCUUCUAUAAGCAUCUACUUUGUUUCAAGAGGAGUUGCGUAUCAUCUAACCUGGCACACUCGAGUGUGUCCCAGAAGGAUAUAAUCCAAUGUAGGGCGGUAGAGGUGGCAAGUAACCGUACCUUUUUAAAGGGAGAAAAAUUUCAACUUCAUGAUGUGAUUGAAGCACAACAAUUUGAUAGAGAUAUUCUGAGCGCGAUUUUUGAAGUGGCCCGUGAAAUGGAAAUAAUCGAGAAGAAGUCACGUGGAAGCCAGCUUUUGAAUGGUUAUCUAAUGGCUACACUCUUUUACGAGCCUUCAACUAGGACUAGGCUUUCAUUUGAGUCAGCAAUGAAGCGGUUGGGUGGGGAAGUUUUGACAACAGAAAAUGCACGAGAGUUCUCUUCUGCUGCAAAAGGAGAGACACUUGAAGAUACAAUUAGAACGGUGGAAGGGUACACAGACAUAAUUGUGAUGAGGCACUUUGAAAGUGGUGCUGCUAGAAGAGCAGCCAUGACAGCUAACAUUCCCAUUAUUAAUGCUGGGGAUGGUCCAGGGGAGCAUCCUACUCAGGCUCUUCUCGAUGUAUACACUAUUGAGAGAGAGAUAGGAAAGUUGGAUGGCAUUAAAGUUGGACUUGUUGGGGAUCUUGCUAACGGCCGAACUGUACGGUCUCUUGCAUAUCUUUUAGCCAAAUAUAAUGAUGUGAAGGUCUACUUUGUGUCACCAGAGGUUGUCAAGAUGAAGGAGGACAUUAAAGAGUACUUAACAUCGAAGGGAGUUGAAUGGGAAGAAAGUGCAGAUCUAAAAGAGGUGGCAUCCAAAUGCGAUGUGGUGUACCAGACUCGCAUCCAAAAAGAACGUUUUGGAGAGAGAACUGAUCUGUAUGAGGAAGCUUGCGGGAAGUACAUUGUGGAUCGAGAAAUCUUGGAUGUCAUGCAGAAACAUGCUGUCGUCAUGCAUCCUCUCCCAAGGCUAGAUGAGAUAACCGUGGAUGUAGAUGGGGAUCCGAGGGCAGCCUACUUUAGACAAGCGAAAAACGGACUGUACAUUAGGAUGGCUUUGUUGAAGCUCUUGCUUCUUGGUUGGUGAAGAUGGCUUGGGCUUAAACUACAAGAUGAAAAAGUAAGUGAGACUUGUUUCAAAAUCUUGGAACAAGUGGGCAUAUAACCAGGAAUGCCCACAUGUUUCCAACACUCUUUUGCUUACCUUCUCUGUUGUGUUUUGUGGAAUAAAUGUGGGAACGGAUGCUCGCUUACAUAUCGCUUGUAGCGGCAUGUUAUAAAAAGCAUUUGCUUCAUGUUUUUUGAAA
Cynara cardunculus var. scolymus (artichoke) is the source of this 1576-nucleotide messenger RNA. RefSeq names its product aspartate carbamoyltransferase, chloroplastic-like. Gene Ontology annotation, biological process: amino acid metabolic process; 'de novo' pyrimidine nucleobase biosynthetic process. The record is from RefSeq and is a predicted model, not a curated record. The transcript is spliced from 6 exons. NCBI's taxonomy places the organism in Eukaryota, Viridiplantae, Streptophyta, Magnoliopsida, Asterales, Asteraceae. The coding region runs from base 187 to 1356 and encodes 389 amino acids. Gene Ontology annotation, molecular function: aspartate carbamoyltransferase activity; amino acid binding.